Molecule: messenger RNA, 2969 nt
Organism: Pseudophryne corroboree (corroboree frog)
Lineage: Eukaryota; Metazoa; Chordata; Amphibia; Anura; Myobatrachidae
Product: protein NDNF-like
Exons: 4
Coding region: 424-2097 (557 amino acids)
Molecular function (GO): protein binding; heparin binding
Source: RefSeq, a predicted model, not a curated record
UAUUGAUAUUUUGAGGCUAGGCACCCUACAUCUCUACCGUGCAGGACUCCAGAAGAGUUAAGUGGGUGUCCCCCCCCUUCUCUCCCUCUCUGUCUCUCAUUGAAAACCUUAUCCAUCUGCAAAUCUGCCAACAACUAACUCUUUAAUACAGUGUAGAGGAGAGCAGGCUAGUCACAAAAUAACAGGGGAUACGGAGUCUUAGUUACACCACAGACCAGUCUCAGGAUCCAUUCAUGCUACAGUAAACAAAGCUUCAUAUAUAGAAACAGACAUCUUUCAAUCAGGAGGAGUAGAAAAGCAUUAUCACCAUGAAAAAGUCUCUGUCUUGUAGAGUGGUUUAUGUGACCUACUCCUAGAAGGAUAAAGUACUGUACUUUUAAUUUACUGAGGAGAGAAAGGACGUCUAAGAGCACUCAUAAGACCAUGGGAGGUAUAACAACAUACUGGCUUCUGCGGAGUGUUUGCCUGAGUUUUCUUCUGUUUGGCUGUAUGUGCUAUUCAAACAUACCUCCAUCGGACUACUAUAGAAGACAUUUUUUCAACCCAUAUCACUCACUUGUUCUACCAGAUGGCAGGGAAACCACAGUGUACUUGCUGAAGGAUAUUGCAAAAAGGUAUUAUUUCACAUUGGAGGAAAAUUCUACCCCUCACUUCUCCAUCACUGUGACUCCCUGUGAUGUACCAAUUGAAUGGAGUAUUCUACACUAUAAGGCAUCACAUGCACUCUAUAGAAAAACAGCAGAAAAGUAUCAAACCUUUGAGGACCUGAAAACUCGAACGUACUACAAGACGGUCUCUACACUUUUCCACUACAAAGGAAACUCUGUUGAAAGCUAUGUUGGCACUUCCGCAUAUUCUUCACUUUUUGUCCUUGAAUUUCUUUCAACUGAAAGAGACACUCACAUAUCAGUAUACCUCACAACUGACUUAGCACAUGGUAAUCUAUUCCCUGAGCUACCUGUAGAUCCUCGGAUUGAUGUCACCAGAGUCAGCCAUAACUCUGUUUCAUUGGUCUGGAAACCAAGUCCAUCUGCAGUUAAGCAGAAGGAGAAUAUAGAAUAUUGUCUGCUGGUCAAUGAAAAACAUAACUACAAAAGCUUGUGUGCUGCCGACACAGCUAUUCGAUCCGCAGGCAGAAAAUGGCCAGAGUUAGCGAGUUUCCCCAUGUUGCAGCAUCUUAAUGACCAUCAAAGGGUUAUGAUCCUUUCAAACACUGAUUUUAGGAUUAUUCACAAAUCCGGCAAUAUGGAUGUGAGGCAGAUGUGUAUUGGGAACAAGAAUUCCUACACAGUAUCUAAUCUGAAAUCCAACACUCAAUAUUACUUUGAUGUAUUUGUAGUUAAUCUUUUAACCAAUGCCAGUGUGGCCUACACAGGUACAUUUGCAAAGACUUUGUUGGAGCCAAAACCUAAGGUUACCUUGCUAAAAGAUGGUAAAAUAAUUCAACUUAAGUUUGAUGGCAAAAGAGAAAAAGUAUAUAGCUUUGAAUAUCAGGCAUCACAUAAAAAGGUCCAGUUUACGCUACAAACUUGUAAUGGACAAAUGCGUGUUCAAAUAUCAAAAAAUGGUAAAUUGUUAGUUUCAGAAUACAUUCAAGGUUUAAGACAUAUUACGCUAAAAGGUAAAUUGAUGGAUAAAUACUUGGCUGUUUUAAAGCCUGGGGAACCCUUGUUAAACACCUCUGCUAUGAUUCAGGCAUCAUCUCACAUCCACAAAUCUUUAUUCCCAUUUUUUCCAAACAGUUUGAAAAUCAAGUCUUUCAACAAACUGAGGACAUGUAACUCGAUAACUAUUGCCUGGCUUGGUACACAGGAAAGGAACAUGUACUGUGUCUACAAAAAGAAACUUCAGGAAGACCAAGUUUGGAGAGAAAUGUCCAGAGUUGAUAGUUGCUCAGGACCUGAAUCUAGGCCAAAAUCAGAGAAAGUUUUGUGUAAAUACUUCCAUGAUAUCAAUGUCCAAAGAGCAGUAACUACAGAAAGACUUGGUGAUCUGGAAAAAGACACUUCAUAUCUUUUGGACGUUUAUCUCAUUGGACCAUCUGGAAUACUUGUUAGGUAUCAGAGUAAAGUUGUUAAAACUAGAAAAACUUGUUGAAGACAUUCUUUUUUCCCCACUGAUGAUAUAAAGGAGAAGAUUCUCCCAAAGUCAAAGACAAAAAAGGAGAAGGAGCUCCCAAAUGUAGAUGAAUCUAUUUACUUGUAUAUAAAAAUCCAUUAAUUGAAUUGUAUAGGUCACCAUAAAAAACUCAAGUAAGGACUAAGAGCUAAUGAUUUUCUGUGCUCACAAUCUUUUAGUAGAGUUUAAUGUUAACUUUUGUAUCUAUCAGCUUUUGUCACCAAUGUGUUAUUGUGAUGUAUUUUUUCUACUUUAAAAAGAUAACUUUUAAAAUAGGCUUUCUUAUGCUGACUACAAUAGUAAUCCCUCAUUUAAAGGUCACUUACAGUAUGAAACAUUUAAUUUUGUAUAAUGUAGAGCUCUUAGAAGGCAGAAGAACCAGUCAGGCUGUCAGUUUAAAAACCUAGGUACAAUAAAUAUCAAAAACAACUACAUUUUCUAUUACAAAUUGCAAAGUGCCCCCCAUAAGAGUUUUUUUGCUUUAGUCUUGCACAAUGUCAGGAACUCCUGUUCCUAUAUAACAUUUCUAUUUAACCAGGGAAGCACCACCAACAGAAAUUGAGACUUUUGGAGAUACAAAGUUUUUCCUAGUACUAACACUAUUUAUUGUUGGUUUGCAUGAUAACCAAGUUACAGAUAUAAUGUACAUGCCACUUUCUAGUCUGUUGCAGGAUCGUACUUCACUUAAUAUAGCAACAAAACAAAUACCAGAUCUCUUUAAUAGAUGUGCUGUUAAAAUAUUUCAUGCUCUAUUUGUGUUUUAUCAUAUACAGUAUGUUAAAUUUUAACUUUUCACCAUUAAUCAGUAACCUGUUGGAAGGCAUGUAGUUAUUAAAUCUAUACUAUGUUGA